Messenger RNA from Diachasma alloeum, 609 nucleotides. RefSeq names its product ejaculatory bulb-specific protein 3 (gene Csp5). The record is from RefSeq and is a predicted model, not a curated record. Bases 101 to 481 code for a protein of 126 amino acids. Lineage: Eukaryota; Metazoa; Arthropoda; Insecta; Hymenoptera; Braconidae. The transcript has 4 exons.
GAAUUAGGACCCUGGCCAUCGCCAGGGUAUAAGAGUGGACACCGAACGACGUCUAGCCAUCAGUCUCUCAACGACACUCCUUGCUCACAAACCCACGAGAAUGAAGGUCGCCUUUGUGUUGCUCGCCGUUGUAGCCGUUUCCCUGGCGAAACCCCAGGGCUACACCACGAAAUACGACAACGUAGACCUGGACCAGAUCCUCCGUAACGAUCGCCUCCUCAACAACUACGUGAAAUGCCUCUUGGACGAGGGACAUUGCACCAGUGAUGGAAAAGAAUUGAAAGCUUCUCUCCCCGAUGCUCUCGCCACAGGCUGCACCAAAUGUAGUGAAAAACAGAGGGCAGGCAGUGAGAAGGUCAUCCGGUAUUUGGUAAACGAGCGGCCAAAGGUCUGGCAGAAACUCGCCGCCAAGUACGAUCCGCAUGACGAAUACAGGGUGAAGUUCCAGGGCGAGGCCAGUGCACGGGGAAUUCAGGUUUAAAUUAAUUGGUAAUUGUUGUUAGGUGUCGUCACUUCAAAAUUUUAUUUCCGGAGUUUUGAGACUCCUGAUGUAUCGAGUGCUUUGUAUGUAAUUUUUUCAUCUGUUGAAUAAAUCAUUGGGGAAGACUA